Molecule: messenger RNA, 1762 nt
Organism: Sclerotinia trifoliorum
Lineage: Eukaryota; Fungi; Ascomycota; Leotiomycetes; Helotiales; Sclerotiniaceae
Source: the annotation of a GenBank genome assembly
UCAUUAUUCAACUAUGGGCUAUUUAUGAGGCUUGGAAUAUCAACAUUAUUAAAUAAUACAAAAUCCGACAACAAACAAUCAAGUGAAAUUUCGCUUCUCCUUACCCUAUCCUUCCUCCCUCCCAGUGCAGACCACUCUAGUUUCUGUUUCCCAUAUGCCUACCAGUACGAAGCUUUAAAUCUGAAAGCAUGAAACAUGCCACUACCAGCCGACUGAGAUUGAAAUCUCUACACCGGAUAUAUUGUAGUGUUACCAAACGUUGUGGUAGCAUCUAAAAAAUGAUACAAAUCAACGAUUUGAGCUUAUUCAACACGAAUCACUAGUCAGUCGUACUAGAUGCUAAUCUAUCGUUGCUCAGAUUUCCAGUAAUCCGGAUUGCGGUCCGACAAUCAGAGGCUUUCGAUCUAUUGAUCUAGUUGAAUUAUUCGAAGUGGUUGAAAUGUUGGAUUCAUUUUGAAUUUUGAACCGACUAAAAACAUUUAAAACCCGAAUUAGUCUGCUAGUUCGGAUUACUGGACUCUCUGUCGCAAUUUCAAAACUCUCGAGGACAAACUCAAACUUCAAUCUCGUAGAAAGGAAAUCCCGUCACACCAAUUUCCCAGACAAAGACAUUGAUUGACAAAUGUAACAUUGUAAGAUUCAACAUCCACAAGAUGUGCCGAUUAAAAAUUUCCUAACCUCCCAAACCAAGCUCAACUCAAUCAUUGGUCUUAUUUUCAUCUUCUCCCUUCAGUCUUGGAAUUUCAAUUCCAAAUUUUGACAGCGGAAAGGUAAAUUAAAAGCCCAGGAAGAUGACACGCCAAGAACCUCCGAUUCUGAAACCCUCAUCACGGGCUUAUUCUCGACCUUCUACUCCCGGAGCUUCUUUUCUUCACACAACAUCUUUGAGUGGUUCUACCAAAUACUUCUCCAAUACAGCAGAAAUUAAUAAAACUCUCACCCCGGAUGCCUUGGCCUCGUUCCCGACUUCUCCACUGGGAAUCGGCAGAACCGGAGGACCAGAGCCUGUAUCUAGAUCUAAAACUUCAUUGAUACUGUCACUUCCUGAGGAAGAAACUUUUGGUCAUCCUAGUAUCGACCUACCAGGCUUGAACAUAGUCAGAGAUUUCGGAUUUGGUUCUAGUGCUGGGUUAAGAACAUCGAGGAUCGAAGAGAGAACAUCGAUUGUUGUUGCGGAGGAAGUGAAAGGAGAGGGGGAGAAAAGCUUUAGAGAUGUGAAUUCGGAUUUUCAAGAACGGCAGAUUGAAGAAAGAGGACAUGAAUUGGAACUAAAGGGAGAUGGCUCGGAGGCAAUGAAGGAAAGGAGAAUUGCAGAGAUGCUUGAUCGGCAAGCAGAUGAGGAGAAGGAAAAAAGCCUUAGAUUCUUUGAUCGAUUGAAAGAUAUUUGGGAAAGUGUUUCUGGAAAAUGUUGUUGUUCGUAAAGGGCGUAUGAGAUUGUGGAUAUCAUUUAACAGUACCAUGCAUGGGGCGCUGUUUUCAACCGCUAUCGAAAUCCAGCUGUUUCCAUUUCCGGUCACUGUAGACAGAUAGGAAUUCUUCGGAGAAAUGCCAUCCAAAGAACAUGAAUGCGCGGAUUUUGAAGAAUCAAUUUCUCCGGAAAAAAAUAUGUUGAGUGCAGAAGAAAAAAAAGGUAAACAAGGAUAGAAAAUUGACAGCAAUCAAUGUAGACUCCGUCCCUCUCGGAUACUCGUGCGGUCAAUAAGUACGGAAGAUAAAACUCUGAACGCUAGGAAAUAUCCAUUUUCAUUGGUCUAAUCGCCCC